Molecule: messenger RNA, 3396 nt
Organism: Lasiosphaeria miniovina
Lineage: Eukaryota; Fungi; Ascomycota; Sordariomycetes; Sordariales; Lasiosphaeriaceae
Product: histone deacetylation protein Rxt3-domain-containing protein
Exons: 4
Coding region: 1-3396 (1131 amino acids)
Biological process (GO): RNA splicing
Cellular component (GO): precatalytic spliceosome; ASAP complex
Molecular function (GO): RNA binding
Source: RefSeq, a predicted model, not a curated record
AUGGAUCCAAGACAACAGCCCCAACUUCCCUUUGCGCGGAACGCUGCAUCGCCAUUUAGUCGCCCAUCGUUCCCGCCAGUGCCUGCAUCGACGCAGCAGCCGUAUCCUUCGACUGCUCCCCAUGCUCCCUCGACAAAUCCUGCAUACUCAGAUCUCCAUUCGCGGAAGCCCUCCGAUCCACCGCCCUACUACCCAGCUUCGCGAGCAUACCCUCCCGAUCCUGGCCCCGGCCCCGGCCACCUGCCGCCGUCGACCCACUCGCGCCACCAGAGCGCGUCGUCGAUACCGUCCGGCUCUGCUAUGAACCGUGGCAUGCCACGUUCGGCCUCGCCGUCGCUGCAGCACCAACAUCCGCAACAACAGGGCCAGGGCGGUCCCUCUCCUUCUAGAGACCAGCCUCCGCCACCUCAAUACCCGGGGCCUCCUCCAGGCGUCUCUGCGCCGUCGUAUAGAGAGUCGAUGCACGCAUCUCCCCGCAUGCAUUCUACAGCCGGGCCCGAAUACGUGGCUUUUCGGCGGCCGCAAACACCCGAGCGCCACCGAUUAUACGAUAGCCGAGAUCCGAGAGGGCCCGCAGCUGGAUCGCCCCAGGGCUUCCACUCGGCCCCUGAAGUUCAGCGAUAUGGUACACCACAGGCAUACCCCCAGAGAGGCCCCCCGCUGACCGCUGCAGAGCAAGCGAGAGAACAAGCGCGCAUGGCCGGCAACACGGUGCCUCCACGUCCGAGCAGUCAGCCGAAAGCAUUUUCGAAUGUUGCUCCUCCCCAGCGGCCGAUGGAGAUGGGCAGGCCACCACCAACAGACAUGUAUGCGCGUAGGGAGGACUUGCGACAGUCGGAUGAGUACAACCCAGAGCGCCCAAUAAGAGUAAUGAAAUUCGAAGAUCAGAGAUACAUGUCGGAGAGGGAGCGCCAGGAGCGAGAGCGUCAAGAGCGCGACCUUCAGGAGCGAGACCGCCAGGAGCGAGACCGCCAGGAGCGAGACCGCCAGGAGCGGGACCGACAAGAACGGGAGAUGGAAUUCCGGGAACGGGAGCGCCGGGAGAGGACCAUGUCAGGGGGCGAUAUAGGGCGAGUGCACCCUAUGCACCAGCAAGAGUAUGCGCGGCAGAUGGAACAGAGACCGCCACAGUUUAGUCGGCCUCCAGAUCCGAGAGAGCAAGGGAUUUGGCCGAGACCGGGAUACGAGCAGGCCAGAGCACCUUAUGACCCUGCCGCUCAUCUUCCUCGGCAUCAGGAGUACCCGCCGGCUACAGCGCCGCACUACAACGGCCACCCUCCCUACGCUCCAGUCCCAAUCGAGCGCCAUCCUCCACCCCUACCCUCAUCUCACCAGCACGAUCGCCAGAGGAUGAACCUUAUGCAUCUCGAACGCCAGCAGCAGCAGCAGCAGCAGCUUCAACCGCGCGGCCGAGAGGAGCCACCCGUGCCGCCCCAACCAGUUGCUUAUGGGAAUCCAGGAGCGCCUGCCAUGUUUGAUUCGGCAAGGCUUCGCACCAUGGAAGACAUGGCUACGCCAUCUGGCCACCAGCGUACUCUGCUUGGAGUCCAGGAGAUGAAUCGCAAGGGUCGCAUAUCCCCUCUCCCCCAAGCAGUGCAAGGAGCGCAACCCCAACUUGCGGGCCCCGCUGGCGAGCCGGGGAUCAAGAGCGAGUUCGGCCGCAUGUUCUCGGGCAUCGGCACAGGAGUUGGCACAAUACCCAGCCCGAUCUUGCCAUCUGGCGCACAGCCGCCAUUCGCGCCCACCGGGUUGCUGAGGCGCGAGGAUUCCGACGGUGCCCCACCAGAGGCCAGCGUUGAUCCGUCGGUCAAGGUUAAAGGCGAGCUGCCGGCGCGAGGCAAACGAAGGAAGCUCAAGGAAGAGGAGGCCAGGAAUGACGACGAAAGCACAGGCAGACGGACCCCUGUCGGUGGCCGCGCCAAGAAGCCAAAGACCCAUGGUCACCACCAUCACCACCACCACCACCACCAUCACCAUCACAAUCUCGAACAGACAGCGUCCCCUACCGUCCCGGGUAACACGACAUUCAAAAACAUAAAAGGAUCAACCCCAGUUCCAUCGCCAACGUCUGCCCUCGCAAGGGAGCUGCCAACCACCCAUCACCAUGCCGUCCCCCGCAACGCCCCGCUGUCUGCCCACAACGCCAAACCGGCUGCGCCGCCGCCUCCAAGUCCUCCCCCCGUAGUGAUCGAAAAGCCCAGGCAGUUUGUCUUUUCGAAAGAAGUUCUAGACAAAGUAGCGGACCGCCCGCGGAUCCAUCUCGGUGAUAUUGUUUAUGACCCCAUUCUUAAGCCGGCUAGGCUCCAAGACCCGCGCACUGGUCGCCCCCCUCGAAGUGGAUAUUCGUCGACUCCUCGGCCUCUUCCAUGGGAUCUGAUCGAGGGAAAAGAAAACUGCACACUGACAGUCAAGAUCGGCAAGGAACACCUCACCCCUGCCGCGCGAGAGGAGAUCACGUCUCGGAGGGCCCUGUGGGGAACCGACGUCUACACAGACGACUCUGAUGUGAUUGCGGCUUGCAUCCAUGCUGGCUGGAUUAGGGGCGAGUGGCCCGAGGACGUGGCUGUGAACCUACUCGGCCUCGACGAGGGGUUUGAAGUAUCCGACUUGGCUGGGUUGAAUGGACAUGGGAGUGCCGUCAGCAACGGCAAAGGCCGCGCGGUUUCGCAACCGGAGGAGCCGGACGAUGUUCUGACAGAGCCCCCAGCAGACGGCCCAGCCAUCGUCAAGGAAAACCGGGAUCUCCACGUCGAUCUCCUCAUCCUUCCUACCCUGGAGAAGUACUCGUCGACAACCCGGUUUGGGAUAAAGAGCCGGGAAUUCGGCGGCUUACUCGGGGAUAUGGAAGAAUCGGGCCACCAAUCCGGCCAGCGCGCAAGGCAUGACGGAAUCAGUUUUAUGAUUACUGGGCUCCGCUGGGUCAUCAAUGGCGGCACAUCGCAGAACCGCCUCAGGGGCAAGGUCCGGCGCGAGAGGAUACGCAAAGCGCUGCGAGAGGUGGAGCUUACCCCUUCGUGGGCGGGCGGGCCGAGGAACAGCAGCUUCCACGAAGACGGCACGCUAGAGGUCGCGGGACAGCCGGGAGAGGCCUCUAGCGCCUGGUGGAAGCAGCAGCCUAGCAAACCUCCAAGUGAAGGCGACAAGGAGAACCGGCCCGCUAGAGAGAAAUCGGCUCGGCCUGAUGGGGAGCGGAACGAGAGCGACCAGGCUGAGGCUGUGAAGCAAAACGGCGCGACGGAAAAGAUCGAAGCGGAGGCCCAACCCCAGCCCCCUUCUGAGUUGGAGAAGGCCGCGCCAAAAAAGGACGGGGAGACUACUGAACCGCCGGUGGAAGCACAGGCAGCAGUGGUUGCCGAAGAGGCAGGGGCAAAAGAAGCAGCGGCGGUCGAAGGAUGA